Molecule: messenger RNA, 1896 nt
Organism: Schistocerca piceifrons (Central American locust)
Lineage: Eukaryota; Metazoa; Arthropoda; Insecta; Orthoptera; Acrididae
Product: myogenesis-regulating glycosidase-like
Exons: 5
Coding region: 1-1896 (631 amino acids)
Biological process (GO): carbohydrate metabolic process
Molecular function (GO): hydrolase activity, hydrolyzing O-glycosyl compounds
Source: RefSeq, a predicted model, not a curated record
AUGUGGGCGACCCCGACGCUGCUACUGCUGGGUGUUUUGCUGGUGGCGCCAGACGCAGCUGCGACCGGCCUCAACACCCGCUACGACGAGACCACCGGACGCAUCCUGAUACUGACCCACAGGGGCGGCCGUGAAGUCGAACUGGGUUAUAUCGCAGCUGAGGGCGGCGAGCGGUUGCGUGCUCCAGUGCACGAGCGCCUUGUCAAUGGGGAACACUACGACUUCGGCCACUCCAAAGUGGUGAUCCAGCCCAAAGAUACAGCGGCCCGAUGUUUCACAGUUCGGCAGUGGGUGAACGCCUCUACUUCGGUACUGAGGAGUUGUCAGCACCACCUGUCCAGCCACAUCUACGGUGGGAUCGAGACAGCCAGACAGGUGUGGCCUAUUGAGAACACCGUAUACGACCAGUACCCCUACGUUACUGACCAGGACCUUCAUGCCGGUAUUGCUGCGCGAUACUGGCUUUUCUCAGACGGGAGAUUCGUCUACGUUCAAACUGAUGUCCCCCUUUUCAUCGACCAGAAUACCGAAGAGUCACUGAACAGACUGUGCUUCGUUGCUCAGAAUGCGGAUCCCUUUCCAGAACAUCGACAAGACAUCCUUAUGGACUACGACUUGUGCUUGCUGGACGGUCCGAGGCAGGCCCAUGAGUACGCCGUACAGGCCUACCUGGGGAAGCCGACAGCCACCCCAGAUGAACGCAUGGCCACGCAACCAAUCUGGUCAACAAUAAAUCGUUACCACGCUGAUGUUAGCGAUCAGAAUCUGAGGGCCCUUGCUAACGAGAUUAUCGCCAAUGGAUUCAACUACAGCCAGAUCGAAAUAGACGAGUACUGGGAGGUAUGUUACGGCAGUCUGACGUUUGAUCCGAACAAGUUUCCAGACAUGAAAGCCCUUACUGACGAUCUCCAUGCACUGGGAUUCCGUGUAACACUCUGGGUGCAUCCGUUUAUACUCGAAGGGUGUGAGCCGUAUUACUCCGAGGCGCUGGCUGCCGGAUACUUUGUGUCAAAUACCGAGGGAAGCACUCACACGUGGUGGAAGAAUAACGCUGGCAUUGUCGACUUCACCAACCCUGAAGCAGCCGCCUGGUGGACGGAUCGACUGUGGGCGCUCCGCAAUGAGACAGGAAUCGAUUCGUUCGAAUUCGACGCUGGUCAGACGAAUUACUUGCCUCAGCUGCCCAACAUACAACCCGUGGAACGGAACCCGGUGCGCUACAGCGACGAGUUCGCGAGAGCCGCCUCCCAGUUCGGUCCCCUGGUCGAGAUACAGACCGGAGUGGAGAGCCAGCGCCUGCCCAACUUCUUCCUGAUGGACGUCGUGGACAGCAAGUGGGGCACGGCUGGCGGUGUGGGGACGCUGCUUCCGAAGCUGCUGGAGCUCAGCAUCGUGGGCCACCCCUUCGUGAUGCCGGAGAUGGUGGGCGGUGCGACGUACGCUCUUCCGACCAAAGAGAUGUACAUUCGCUGGCUGCAGGCCACGAUCUUCAUGCCGGCCGUCAAGUUCUCCUACACGCCGUGGGAUUUCGACAAUGAGACGCUGGAGAUCUGCCGCGACCUGUUGUCGCUGCGUGCGCAGUACGCGCCGCGCAUCGUGGAGUUGAUGCAGAAGGCGGUGGAGGACGGCACGCCGGUCAACCUGCCCAUCUGGUGGAUCUCCCCCAACGACGACACGGCGCAGACCGUCGACUCAGAGUUCCUGCUUGGCGAGGACGUUCUGGUGGCGCCGGUGCUGGAGGAGGGCGCAGUCAGCCGCGACAUCUACCUGCCCAGCGGCUACUGGAGGGACGAAGCGGACCCGGAGCACCCCACCAUACGAGGGCCCCAGUGGCUGUAUGACUACUCAGCUCCUCUCAACACGCUGCCGUAUUUCAGCAGGAACGCCACAGCAUGA